Messenger RNA from Sphaerodactylus townsendi, 2706 nucleotides. RefSeq names its product tetratricopeptide repeat protein 39A-like. The record is from RefSeq and is a predicted model, not a curated record. The transcript has 11 exons. Bases 1 to 1128 code for a protein of 375 amino acids. Gene Ontology annotation, molecular function: protein binding. Lineage: Eukaryota; Metazoa; Chordata; Lepidosauria; Squamata; Sphaerodactylidae.
AUGGUUCAAAUUGCCAUGUUGUUACGGAAGUUUGCUGGGUGUGCCCUUGAACCUGAUUAUGGUCUCAAUCGGCUCCAUCAGGGGGCCACCACACCCAACCUGCGGGGUCUGCUGUGCACCAUGUUACUCCUCUGCUAUUAUACCUUCCUGACCUUCAUCUUAGGGGUAGGUGAAGAUGACUUCACAGAGGCUGAGGCCUUGCUGAAUCCAUACCUCUCCCGUUACCCCAAGAGUGCCGUUUUCCUGUUCUUUGCGGGGAGGAUAGAGGAGAUCAAAGGGAACAUCAACGAGGCCAUCACGAAGUUUGAGGAGGGCUGCUCAGCCCAGCAAGCCUGGAAGCAGUUCCACCACAUGUGCUACUGGGAGCUGAUGUGGUGCUUUGCGUACAAGGGGAUGUGGAAGAUGGCCUACUUCUACGCAGACCUGCUAAGCAAGGAGAAUCAGUGGUCCAAGGCGAUGUACGUAUACAUGAAGGCUUCCUUCCUCAGUAUGCUGCCCCAGGGUGAGCCGCGGCCUUUUGGGGAGGACGAGGCGACACUCUUCAGGCAGGUUUCCUCCUUCAAGCAGAAGAUCGCCGGGAAGUCUCCCCCUACAGAGAAGUUUGCCAUCCGCAAAGCGAGGCGCUACAAAGCCAGCGAGCACAUCCCCUUGCCUGUGCCGGCUCUGGAGAUGAUGUACAUGUGGAAUGGCUUCACGGUCUUGCGCAAGCAGCGAGAAUUGCUUGAGGGCAUGCUGGACACACUGAUGCAGGCAGAGAAGCAGCUGCAAGCAGCACCAGCCAGUGAGUAUCAGGUGGACGAUCAGUGUCUGGUUCUGCUUCUCAAGGGACUAGUCCUCAAACACCUGCAUAAUCCAACGGAGGCUGAAGGUUGCUUCAGUGCUGUCCACGCCAGCGAGAAGAGGAUCCGCUACGACCACUACUUGGUCCCCAACGCGCUGCUGGAGCUGAGCCUGCUGUACGUGGGGCAAGGCCGGAGCGAGGAGGCUGUGCGGCUACUCCGCAGGGCAAAGAACAACUAUAAGAACUACUCAAUGGAGUCACGAACGCUCUUCCGGAUCCACGCCGUGUUGUCCAAACUCAAGGCCGUCCAGGAAGAAAAUGGUGCCGACGGAGCCAGCCCUUCCUAGGGCAGGAGAUGCUCGCUGCCUGAUUGUGAAGGAAGAGGCGGGCUGUUGUCCAGAGCACCCCGGACCAAAGAGAUAAACUGCCAAAGCUUUGUGAUGCUGACUCCAUCCUCGAGUGGAUCAGUCCAAAGGAGUUUGUUGCCAUCAAAACUGUGCCGCUUGGCUCUAAAGGUCUAGUAGUGGCUGACCUGUAGUCUAUGGGAAUGGGUAGGCUUCCUCAGCCAAUGGGAAAUGCUUGCUAAUCAGUGAAGCUCAAGGAAGGAAGCCGCCUCACUAAUCAAUCUCUUCUCUCAGGGUCCUACAAAUGAGAGCAAAGUUCUCCCCCUCCCCCCAAGUCCUAUGACAACUUGGAAAUAGCAUUGGGGGUACAGUGCUGUGCUUCAUAGGUCCCCUGCUUUGUAUUCCUUAGCAUAGGGGGGUGUCCAGCUCUGGUGUCCCACAUGUUCAUGGACUACGAUUCCCAUAAAUUUGUGCACUCCCAACACAUUCCUGCUGGGUGACCUUGGGCUAGUCACAAUUCUUUGGAGCUCUCUCAGCCCUACUCACCUCACAGGGUGUUUGUUGAGGGCGGGGAAGGGAAAGGCGUUUGUAAGCCCCUUUGAGUCUCCUUACAGGAGAGAAAGCGGGGAUAUAAAUUCAACUCUUCUUCUUCCCGGUCUCCGCUCCUUGGCUCAACAACCCACCCUCCCGGCUCCCUCGGAGCCUCUCUAUGCCCUGCUGGUAUUAAGGAGAUCCAGUUUGGGCCCUUCUCAAGUGACGGAAACUCCUCUCACUCUGUGGCCUUCUCUUUUGCAAUGGUGGAGGGAGCUUUUUUGAAAAAUAGGAUCUGUAGGCAGUUUCCAAAUGUUGGCCAAGAAACAUUUACAGGCAUUUGGGGACCAUGGAGAGGACUUCAGUCCAGGACUUUGUGGCAGGAAGCAACCGACUGUCCUUGUCCCCCAGAUGCAGAUUUCAGAAUGGCUUGCAUUUGGGGGAUGAAAUCAAGGUUCUCUUUUGUUUCGCACCUUCACCUCCAGAAAGAGCAACUGGGCCCAGAAGCCUCUGCGAGGCAUAUCGUGACAGAUCCCGGCUCUUUCUGCUCAGCGGACGUGCCGCCUUUGGGUGUGCAUUUUUAUUGAUGAUCAUCCUUCUUAAAAGCAACCUGCAUGUCUGUGUUUGGAACAUCUAGACAGCUGGCAGGGGCUGAUGGGAAUUGUAGUCCAUGAACAUCUGGAGAGCCGCAGGUUGCAGACCCCUGGUCUAGAUCUCCUGUGAGCCCAAUCGUUGCACUAACUGCAUAAUAACUUUUAGCCGCAAACUGCACACUUUUACUGGGGCAUGUAGACAUGUUCUAGCAUUGCUGGCUGGCACCAUCCUGCCGCAGUAAGGUCCGUGGGGUGAGAAGAGAAGGGACCUUUGGUCCUGGUGUUGGCAACCUCAUCUGCCCAGAAUUUCUUCUGGCCCAACCUUUACUCAGGGUUGUGCUAAUAAGAGACAUUUUAAACCAGGGGUCCCCAAACUUUUUAAACAGGGGGCCAGUUCACUGUCCCUCAGACUGUUGGAGGGCCGGACUAAAAAAAACUAUGAACAAAUUCCUAUGCA